AUGGAUGUAGGCAAUCCAUAUAUGUAUAUAUCCAAUCCAUAUAUGAAUAUAGAAAACCCACAUACGGAUAUAUUGAAUUUAAAAAUGGAUAUGGAUACGAGCAAUCCACUCAUGGAUAUACAUAACCCAGAUAUGGAUGUAGGCAAUCAAGAUAUGAAUAUAUCCAGUUCAUAUAUGAAUAUGAAAAACCCACAUACAGGUAUUGGGAACUUAAAUAUGAAUAUAGACAAGCCAUACAUAGAUAUAGACAACCCAGAUAUGGAUGUAGGCAAUUCAUAUAAGUAUAUAUCCAAUCCAUUUAUGAAUAUAGAAAACCCACAUACGGAUAUAUUGAAUUUAAAAAUGGAUAUGGAUACGAGCAAUCCACUCAUGGAUAUACACAACCCAGAUAUGGAUAUAGACAAUCAAGAUAUUAAUAUAUCCAAUCCAUUAUUGAAUAUGGAAAACCCACAUACAGAUAUCGGGAACUUAAAUAUGAAUAUAGACAAGUCAUACAUAGAUAUAGACAACCCAUAUAUGGAUAUAGACAAUCUAUAUAUGGAUAUAGACAAUAUAUAUAUAGAUAAAACCCAUACACGGACAUAG
Messenger RNA from Teleopsis dalmanni, 585 nucleotides. RefSeq names its product neuroblast differentiation-associated protein AHNAK-like. Bases 1 to 585 code for a protein of 194 amino acids. The transcript is spliced from 2 exons. The record is from RefSeq and is a predicted model, not a curated record. Lineage: Eukaryota; Metazoa; Arthropoda; Insecta; Diptera; Diopsidae.